Halteromyces radiatus is the source of this 3207-nucleotide messenger RNA. RefSeq names its product vacuolar sorting protein 39 domain 2-domain-containing protein. Gene Ontology annotation, biological process: endosomal vesicle fusion; autophagy; intracellular protein transport. Gene Ontology annotation, cellular component: cytoplasm; fungal-type vacuole membrane. Bases 68 to 3067 code for a protein of 999 amino acids. The record is from RefSeq and is a predicted model, not a curated record. NCBI's taxonomy places the organism in Eukaryota, Fungi, Mucoromycota, Mucoromycetes, Mucorales, Cunninghamellaceae. The transcript is spliced from 13 exons.
CUUUUCUUUUCUUUUCUUUUUUCUGUUUUUUUUGAAUUAUCAUUAAUUUUUCAAUUUAUUUGAUAAAAUGCAUGAUGCCUUCCAAGUGACCACUGUUGUGGAUAAGGUGAAUCGUAUCGAAUCCAUUUUUGCUCAUGGUGAUCGACUAUUAAUUGGUACAGGUCUUGGUCAUCUUCUUGAAUAUGAUAUUAAAGAACCUUUAGUGGCUGACGAAAACGAAGUACCUGAAGUCACUCUUAUCAAUACACACAAAAACUUUUCUAAACGACCUAUUGAACAAUUGGACAUUAUUAAAGAAAUAGAUGUUUUGGUUUCAUUAUCUGAUGGACUAAUCAGUCUUCAUGAUCUUCGAACGUUUGAAUUACGAAUGACUUUAGGAAAAACAAAGGGGGCAAAUCUAUUCACAAUACAAACUAUGGUGGAGAUGAAUCAAGAACAAAUUCCACAACUAGUGACUCGACUUGCAGUAGCUGUACGCAAGAAAUUAGUGGUGUUUGUAUGGAAAGAUACUGAAUUCUUGGAAACUAAGGAAUGGCCAAUAUCAGAUCGUGUCAAGACAAUGGCUUGGGUAGGCUCAACCAAGAUUUGUUUAGGACUUGCCUCUGAAUACGCGUUGAUGGAAGUUGAAAGUGGACAAUGGACUGAACUCUUUGGUCCCAUGACAGAAGGUGGUUUGUUAAAUGGUGCCAAUAUUGGUGGUAGUAAUGGCAAUGGUGGUAGUGGUGGUGGAAGUGGCAGUGGAAGUGGAAGCGGUAGCAACAGUAUAUCAAGUGGUGCAGCUAGUGGUGCGAUCAGUACUCUCAACAGUCUAUAUAACAUGUCUAUUGGAUUCCGAGGUGGCAAGCCUAUGGUGACCAAGAUCCCCAAUAAUGAAAUGCUUCUUGCAAGAGAUCAUGUCAGUAUUUUUUUGGGUUUGGAUGGUACUCCUACACGUAAGGUUGGUAUUGAAUGGUCUGGUACUCCUGAACAAAUGGGUUACUCUUAUCCUUAUGUGAUUGCUAUUCUUCCAAAGCAUGUUGAAGUCCGAAAUAUCCAAUCUCUUGCUUUGGUACAACAAAUUGAUAUUUCCAAUGCAAAGUUUUUGAAUCAAGGCAAACUAGUUUAUGUGGCAACAGGUUCUCAAAUAUGGCGAUUAACACCAUAUAGUUUUUCUUCUCAGAUUGAUCAACUUGUGGAAAAGCAUGCAUAUGAAGAGGCGGUUAGUCUUUUGGAACAAAUUGAUGCAGUUCUUGUGGAAAACAAAGAAGAAAAACUACGAAUGAUUCGGAUGGCACGAGCACACGAUUUGUUCUUACAUGGUGAAUACGAUACAGCUUUGGAAUUAUUUCAAGAAUUGGAUACACCAGCAGAAGAUGUGAUUGAACUUUAUCCCAGUAUGAUUUCAGGACAAUUAGCAAAAGACAAAGAAAAUCGGCAGGACGAUGAUGACAAUGACUCACUUUUAGCGUUAACCACUUCACGCAAAAAUGGUAACAACGAUGAUCAUCAACACGAACAGCUUCGACCUGAUAGCCGUACUUCGAAUUACAGCAAAACAAACACUGUGCUAAGUAAUAACAGCAGCAGCAAGUUAUCAGGCAUCAUACAGAGUUAUCAUGCUCAUCAACAAAAAGAAUUGGUACCUUUGACAGGGAUUCAUUUACACGAAGCUAUUACUUAUUUAAUCCGAUUUUUAACCGACAAACGACAAAGACUUUCCAAGCAACUAGCAGCAUUACAUGGCAAUGGUAUACUUUGUCCUCCUACAAGUGGAUCUACUACAUUAUCCUCAUCAUCGGUAACAAGUGGAACAACAUUACAACAUUUAACUGAACAAGCAACUUUGGUAGAUACAACUUUAUUGAAAUCAUACAUGUUGACAAAUGAUGCUUUAGUGGGACCACUCCUUCGUGUACAAAAUCACUGUGAUGUAAAAGAAUGUGAGACUAUUUUGAUGGACAAGAAAAAGUAUAAGGAAUUGGUAGAUCUUUACAAUUGCAAAGGAUUACAUUCAAAUGCUCUGGAUUUGUUAUCAAAACUUGGACAACAAACGGACGGACCAUUACGAGGAGUAUUACCUACGAUUCGAUAUUUACAAAGAUUGGGAUUGGAUCAUUUCGAUUUAGUUCUUCAAUAUUCUCGUUGGGUAUUGGAAUCAGAUCCUAUUCAUGGAAUGGAUAUAUUUAUUGAUGAUUUAGCUGAAGUAGAAAGUUUUCCGCGGGAUCGUGUACUACAUCAUUUGGCAUCUAUAUCUGAUAAUCUUACGAUUCAAUAUUUGGAAUAUAUUAUGGAUGACUUACAUGAUCAAACUCCCGACUUCCAUAAUCGACUUGCCAUUGCGUAUCUCGAUAAAAUCAAAGCGGAUCAAGUUUCCGAAGAUGAAAAAACAAGAAUAAGGACUAAAUUAUUGCAAUUUUUGGCGGAUUCAACUCAUUAUCGGGCUGAGAAGAUAUUAUCUCGACUACCACUGGAUGACCUUUAUGAAGAAAGAGCGGUUCUCCUUAGUCGUAUUGGACAACAUGAUCAAGCUUUGGAUAUUUAUGUCUAUAAACUAAAGAAUUAUGCUAUGGCUGAAGAAUACUGUACAAAGAUUUAUCGGGAAAAUGCAGAAAAAGGAAGCAAGAUGUAUCUGACUUUAUUACGUGUGUAUUUACAGCCAUCAUCGUCAUCAUUUGGAACCAAAGGCAAGAACAACAAAUCAACAAAACGACAACCAUUAUUAGCACCAGCAUUGGAAUUACUUGCACAUCAUGGAUCACACGUCAAUGCAGCAGAAGUUUUAUCUAUCUUACCACUCAAUACACCACUUCAAGGAUUAUUUCCAUUUUUUGAAAAGUAUAUCCGAGAAAGCAAUCGCAAUAGAAACAAGGAUCAUGUGGUGAAAAAUUUACUCAAGGCAGAGCAAUUCCAAGUAGAAGAACAACUGUCAUUUUAUCGUUCACGUGCAGUCAAGAUCACUGAAGAUAGGAUGUGUCCUCAAUGUAACAAACGAAUUGGAAAUAGUGUCUUCGCGGUAUUUCCAAAUGGGGCAGUGGUACAUUACUCAUGCAAGGAAAAAAUAGAGCAAACUCAAUGGAAACUGGUGUGAUACACAUUUUCUUUUUGUGAUAAGAAACUUUUCUUUUUUUCCUUUUUUUGACGAUCUCCAAUAUUUUAGUUAUUAUUGUUAUUUACCAUCCCAUCUGAUAUAUAUCUUUAUCUUCCUCUUUUUUUUUUUUUGUAUACCUC